AUGUCGUCAUCACCGAUGCACCGGAAGCGCCCAUCCGCCGUGCGUGCGCGCGGCAGCAAGCGCCCUCGACGCACAGCCGCCGCCGCCGCCUCGGACGCGUCUGGGUGGGCGUCUCUGCACGCAGAUUUAGUUCGUCUGGUCGGGUGGAGGGUGCUGGCCGGCGACAUCCGGGACUACGUCCGAUUCCGCGCCGUCUGCCCCCACUGGCGGUCAAGCUCGUUCUCCCCGCGCGGCCGCGGCGUCGUCGACCCGCGGUUCUACCCGCGCAGGUGGAUGAUGCUGCCCGAGGGCCACGGCCUGUACCCUGGCCACGGCAGGCUGCGCGGGUACAUCCGCUUCUUCAACCUCUCCACCGGCGUCAUCGUCCGCUGCCUGCUCCCGCUUUUCAAGAACCACUGCGUCCUCGACUCCGUCGACGGUCUCCUCCUCCUGCAACGGGACGAAGACACGGCCAUCCGUCUCCUUCACCCCUUCACCGGCGACAUUGCAGACCUCCCGCCGCUCGCGACCCUCCUACGUCUUCCCGGAGCCAGCUUGACCAUCAACGAAAUGGCCCGGGCGUAUUUUAGAAACAUCGGUGCCACCUCCGUUAGUGUUAGGGCAGAUGGGGUCAUCACUGUCAUGAUUGUAAUUUAUAACAUAUCCAUGUUAGCCUUUGCUACCUCCAACUCCAAGGACCGUCAAUGGAAUGUUCCAAACUGGAAGCUCCCACCAAUUGGGAGGCUAAUAUCAUCCCAAGGCAAGCUAUACAUGAUGGACAGUCCCACAUUUGACACCGUUGUUCAUGGUGACACUCAGAUUUUCCAGAUCAGCCCGCCCGAGCACGAGGGGAUGGGAUCGGGUUCGUCUCCGAUGCCAUCAAAGAAGUUGAUUGCCACAUGCCCGGCCGGCAAAAUGCCUGCCCCUCAAUACCUGGCACAAUGUGACUCGGAGAUCCUCGUGAUUGGGUAUAAGGACGGAUUCUUUACACACCCCUUGGUUUACAGACUCUCCGACCUUGUUCUUGACAGGAUCGUCCCGGUAACUAGUAUCGAAGGCAAUGUUCUAUUCAUUGCUGAAAGGAUUCUGAGUGUGGGCCGUAGUGCCUUGCCGAACCUUGCUGGUGACUCCAUUGGAAAUGCAUUUGAGCUUUUUUUAGCGGCAUUUGAGCUUGAAUAUCCUGUUCACUCAAUACCAGAUGCUGUAUCAAAAUAG
Messenger RNA from Aegilops tauschii subsp. strangulata, 1194 nucleotides. RefSeq lists its product as uncharacterized. The record is from RefSeq and is a predicted model, not a curated record. Lineage: Eukaryota; Viridiplantae; Streptophyta; Magnoliopsida; Poales; Poaceae.